Musca vetustissima is the source of this 1044-nucleotide messenger RNA. RefSeq names its product annexin B9. Bases 42 to 1016 code for a protein of 324 amino acids. NCBI's taxonomy places the organism in Eukaryota, Metazoa, Arthropoda, Insecta, Diptera, Muscidae. The transcript is spliced from 5 exons. Gene Ontology annotation, cellular component: cytoplasm. Gene Ontology annotation, molecular function: calcium-dependent phospholipid binding; calcium ion binding. The record is from RefSeq and is a predicted model, not a curated record.
AUUUUUUAUUGUAAUCUCAAACCCCAAAACAACCAAACAAAAUGAGUUCUGCUGAAUACUAUCCAUUCAAGUGCACCCCCACUGUCUACCCUGCCGAUCCCUUUGAUCCCGUCGAAGAUGCCGCCAUUUUGCGCAAAGCCAUGAAAGGCUUCGGCACCGACGAGAAGGCCAUCAUUGAAGUUUUGGCCCGUCGCGGUAUCGUACAACGUUUGGAAAUUGCCGAAGCUUUCAAAACCUCCUAUGGCAAAGAUUUAAUUUCCGAAUUGAAAUCGGAAUUGGGUGGUAAAUUUGAAGAUGUCAUUGUUGCCCUGAUGACACCUUUGCCCCAGUUCUAUGCCAAUGAAUUGCAUGAUGCCAUUUCCGGUUUGGGUACCGACGAAGAGGCUAUCAUUGAGAUUUUGUGCACAUUGUCGAAUUUCGGCAUCAAGACAAUUGCUCAAUUCUAUGAGCAAAGUUUCAACAAAUCUUUGGAAUCCGAUUUGAAGGGUGAUACCUCGGGACAUUUCAAGCGUUUGUGUGUCUCCUUGGUACAGGGUAACCGUGAUGAAAAUCAAGGUGUAGAUGAAGCCGCCGCCGUUGCUGAUGCCACCGCUCUGCACGAAGCCGGUGAAGGCCAAUGGGGCACCGAUGAAUCUGUUUUCAAUUCCAUUUUAGUUACCCGCUCCUACCAACAAUUGCGUCAAAUUUUCUUGGAAUAUGAAAAUUUGGCCGGCCAUGAUAUUGAAAAGGCCAUUAAACGUGAAUUCAGCGGUGCCGUUGAAAAGGGCUUCUUGGCCAUUGUACGUUGCUGCAAAUCAAAGGUCGACUACUUUGCCGAACGUUUGUACGACAGCAUGCAUGGUUUGGGCACAAAAGAUAAGACUUUAAUUCGCAUUAUUGUCAGCCGUUCGGAAAUCGAUUUGGGUGACAUCAAAGAAGCAUUCCAAAAUAAAUAUGGCAAAAGUUUGGAAUCUUGGAUUAAGGAGGAUUUGGAAAGUGAAAUUGGUUAUUUGUUGGCUACCAUGGUGGCUUGGUAAACCAAAAAAACAAUAGCAACUUCUAAAA